Mus caroli (Ryukyu mouse) is the source of this 2591-nucleotide messenger RNA. The record is from RefSeq and is a predicted model, not a curated record. NCBI's taxonomy places the organism in Eukaryota, Metazoa, Chordata, Mammalia, Rodentia, Muridae.
CUACAGGUGACCCAGCUCCACAGCCACUCGGACGCCACCACCUUAGCUGCCAUCACCUCACACUGGAGGAGCUUCCUAAACAGGUGCCACCAUGCCAGUGAAGAAGUACCUGCUGAAGUGCCUGCACAGGUUGCAGAAGGGCCCAGGCUACACCUACAAGGAGCUGCUAGUGUGGUACUGCAAUAACACCAACACCCACGGCCCCAAACGCAUCAUCUGCGAGGGGCCCAAGAAGAAGGCCAUGUGGUUCCUGCUCACGCUGCUCUUCGCCUGCCUGGUGUGCUGGCAGUGGGGAGUCUUCAUCCAGACCUACCUGAGCUGGGAGGUCAGCGUCUCACUCUCCAUGGGCUUCAAGACGAUGAACUUCCCGGCAGUCACCGUCUGCAAUUCCAGCCCCUUCCAGUACUCCAAGGUCAAGCACUUGCUCAAGGACUUGGAUGAGCUAAUGGAGGCAGUCCUAGAAAAGAUUCUGGCUCCAGAGGCCAGCCACAGCAACACCACCAGGACCCUGAACUUUACCAUCUGGAACCACACACCCCUGGUCCUUAUUGAUGAGCGGAACCCUGACCACCCAGUGGUUCUCAACCUGUUUGGGGACAGCCACAACAGCAGCAACCCAGCUCCAGGAAGCACCUGCAAUGCUCAGGGAUGCAAAGUGGCCAUGAGGCUGUGCAGUGCCAAUGGAAGCGUGUGUACCUUGCGGAACUUCACCAGUGCCACCCAGGCCGUAACUGAGUGGUACAUCCUGCAGGCCACCAACAUCUUCUCACAAGUGCUUCCUCAGGACCUGGUGGGGAUGGGCUAUGCUCCUGAUCGCAUAAUCCUAGCCUGCCUGUUUGGAACAGAGCCCUGCAGUCAUCGGAACUUCACGCCUAUCUUCUACCCUGAUUAUGGCAACUGCUACAUCUUCAACUGGGGCAUGACAGAGAAGACACUUCCUUCUGCCAACCCUGGGACUGAAUUUGGUCUCAAGCUGAUCCUGGACAUCGGUCAGGAGGACUAUGUCCCCUUCCUUGCGUCCACAGCAGGGGCUAGGCUGAUGCUUCACGAGCAGAGGACGUACCCCUUCAUUAGAGAGGAGGGCAUCUAUGCCAUGGCAGGAACUGAGACGUCUAUUGGGGUGCUGGUGGACAAGCUGCAACACAAGGGGGAGCCCUACAGUCCCUGCACCAUGAACGGCUCCGAUGUUGCCAUAAAGAACCUGUACAGUGUCUACAACACCACCUAUUCCAUCCAGGCCUGUCUUCAUUCCUGUUUCCAAGACCACAUGAUCCGUAACUGCAGUUGUGGCCACUACUUGUACCCACUGCCUGAAGGGGAGAAAUACUGCAACAACAGGGACUUCCCAGACUGGGCCUAUUGCUAUCUAAACCUGCAGAUGAGUGUGACCCAGAGAGAGACCUGCCUCAGCAUGUGCAAGGAAUCCUGCAACAGGGCUUGCUGUGAAUACCCUAUGCUCUCAACUCAAGGCUCAGACUUCUGCAAGGAUUGGAUCUUACAUGUCCUGUCUCAGGAGAGGGACCAGAGCUCGAAUAUCACCCUGAGCAGGAAGGGUAUUGUCAAGCUCAAUAUCUACUUCCAAGAGUUCAACUACCGUACCAUUGAGGAAUCGCCGGCCAACAAUAUUGUGUGGCUGCUCUCUAACCUGGGGGGCCAGUUUGGCUUCUGGAUGGGGGGCUCGGUGCUGUGCCUCAUUGAGUUUGGGGAGAUCAUCAUCGACUUCAUUUGGAUCACCAUCAUCAAGCUGGUGGCCUCCUGCAAAGGCCUGCGCAGGAGGCGGCCACAGGCACCCUACACUGGCCCACCGCCCACUGUGGCUGAGCUGGUGGAGGCCCACACCAACUUUGGCUUCCAGCCUGACACAAACAGCUGCAGGCCCCACGGGGAGGUCUACCCUGACCAACAGACUCUGCCCAUCCCGGGGACUCCACCCCCCAACUAUGACUCCCUGAGGCUGCAGCCGCUGGACACCAUGGAGUCGGACAGUGAGGUGGAGGCCAUCUAGAUCCCCACCCCCACCCAGCAACUAGUGAACUCAAAACUGAAGAGUUACAACCAUUGCCAGUGCCUCGUUUUAUUAGGCCUUGUCCAAAGAGCCGAGCCAGAGCCCAUGUCUGGUCAGCUCCAGGCUGCAGGGUUCGUAGGGUCAGAUGCUGGCUCCAGAAUACGGAACUUGUAUCCUUUUCUGGCUCUUGCCUACCCUACCCAGUAUUUGCUCUCUGUUGACCUAGCACACGGGGUCCAGAGAUGGCUAGAGUCCCUCUCCUGGUGAUAGGCCACUUUCCUGUCUGUUACCACCUCAGACUCCCAUAAUCCUUGCCCUAGUUGCCAUCGGCUGACCUCGGUUAACAGACUUGGGGGCGGGGAGGUGCAGAUCAUAGGGAGAUCAGGUAAGAAGGCUUGACAGGGGAACACAUGCUUUGUUAGAAAAUAAAGAGAGAAAACACUCAAUGGAGGUUUGUUCUUUAUCCCAAGUGCGUUCAAGCAGGUCAGAAAUCCUAGACUAGCCCCCUUCCAUGUUGUCCUCACAGCGUUGGCCCAAGGACCUAAACUGACUUCAGUAAAACCAGGCAUGGGGAUGGAGGGCAGAU